Molecule: messenger RNA, 2045 nt
Organism: Xenopus tropicalis (tropical clawed frog)
Lineage: Eukaryota; Metazoa; Chordata; Amphibia; Anura; Pipidae
Gene: fus
Product: FUS RNA binding protein
Exons: 15
Coding region: 116-1780 (554 amino acids)
Biological process (GO): regulation of DNA-templated transcription; RNA processing
Cellular component (GO): nucleus
Molecular function (GO): nucleic acid binding; RNA binding
Source: RefSeq, a predicted model, not a curated record
UUUGUCCCGAGUGCAUAUAAAGGGCUGCAAGUUCCCCGCCUUAGCACAGUGCGCAGCGGAGGUGAUAUAUCGUGGUUACUAGGCGGUACUUGGAGAACAUCAGUGAUACCGCAACAUGGCCACCAACGAUUACUCGCAACAAGCCAGCCAAGGGUAUGGGGCAUACCCCUCCCAACCAAGCCAGGGUUAUGGGCAGCAGGGCAGCCAGUCCUACAGCCAGCAAGGUUACAGUGGUUACGGCCAGUCUGCAGGUGGCUCCUCGUAUGGACAGAGUGGCUACAGCUCUUCAUAUGGUCAAGACCAGAGUGCUGGAUAUAGUUCUCAGUCAACUCCACAAGGAUAUGGAUCUGGUGGUUAUGGAAACUCCCAAUCAUCUCAGUCCCCUUAUGGCAGCGGGCAGCCACAGCAGCAGUCCCAGUCCUCUUACUCCAGCUACUCCCAGCAGCCUCCAGCCAGUAGCAACACAGGAAGUUACAGUGGCAGCUCCCAGCCAUCCAGCUACCAGCAGCAGCAGAGUGGUGGAUAUGGGCAGCAACCAAGUGGGGGUUAUGGAAGUCAGCAGAGCAGCUAUGGAGGUCAACAGCAAUCCAGUUAUGGGAGCCAGCAGGGUCAGAGUGGCUAUGGCAGUCAGCAGCCAAGCUCUUAUGGACAGCAGCAGCAAUCAAGCUACAGCCAGCCCCAGGGCUAUGGCCAGCAGCAAACACAGUAUAGUGGUGGAGUCCCUGAUGUCUACGAUCUCUUUCCAGCUGGUGGAUAUAAUCAGGACUCUCCUUCCAUGGGCAGCGGAAGCUAUGGUGGAGGGUCUGAUCAGGGUGGCUAUGGAGGCCAAGAUAGAGGAAGGGGACGUGGAGGAUUUGGUGGUCGUGGUGGUGGUGGUGGAGGAGGAGCAGGUGGCUUUGACAGCCGCGGAAGGGGCAGCCGUGGUGGCAGAGGCGGCAUGGGCGGUGGUGAACGGGGAGGAUUCAGUAAAUUUGGUGGACCACGUGAAGGCGGCGGACCCCCCAGACAUGAAAUGGCCGAACAAGACAACUCUGACAACAACACAAUCUUCGUGCAAGGACUUGGAGAGAAUGUUACAGUUGAGUCAGUUGCUGACUACUUCAAACAAAUUGGAAUCAUUAAGACUAACAAGAAGACUGGGCAGCCUAUGAUUAACCUUUACACAGACCGUGAAACUGGCAAACUGAAAGGAGAAGCCACAGUUUCCUUUGAUGACCCACCAUCUGCCAAGGCUGCUAUCGAUUGGUUUGAUGGCAAAGAGUUCUCCGGCAAUCCGAUAAAAGUGUCUUUUGCCACAAGAAGAGCAGAUUUUAAUAGUCGAGGUGGCGGCAAUGGAAGAGGCAGAGGACGUGGUGGCGGACCAAUGGGACGUGGAGGCUUUGGUGGGCCCCCUGGAGGAAGUGGCAGUCGGGGUGGUAGUGGUGGAUACCCAAGUGGUGGUGGAGGCCAGCAACGAGCUGGAGACUGGAAGUGCCCCAACCCGAGUUGUGAGAAUAUGAACUUCUCAUGGAGAAAUGAGUGUAACCAGUGCAAAGCGCCUAAACCUGAAGGGCCUGGUGGUCCAGGGGGCUCCCACAUGGGGGGUGAUGUAAUUGCAGGUGGAUUUGGUGAUGAAAGAAGAGGAGGCCGUGGUGGCUUUGAUCGUGGCGGCUUCAGAGGAAGGGGAGGUGACAGGGGAGGCUUUAGAGGUGGCCGAGGGGGAGAUCGUGGAGGAUUUGGACCAGGGAAAAUGGAUUCCAGGGGAGAUCACAGACAAGACAGAAGGGACAGACCAUAUUAGCUGGGACCGGCAUGAGAUUUCUACCGUUUUUUCUUAUGUUUUAUUUUGUAUGUCAGGAUGUGUCCUAUGGAUUCUUUCUGAAUAUGUUGCAUUUGUGUACACUUUGUAUUACCUCCGCUGUGCGCCUGUGAAUUUUAACAGUAUUUGUAAAUUCCUUACCCAUUAAACAAAUAACCUUUUGUGCGCGUGUGUGCGUGUACUCCUGAAGUCUGUACUGGAAUGCUCUCGGCAUGCUUGGGGUCAAAUUAAAGGGAAACAAAAGAUA